This is a messenger RNA of Elaeis guineensis (African oil palm), 1746 nucleotides long. RefSeq lists its product as uncharacterized. Gene Ontology annotation, molecular function: protein-lysine N-methyltransferase activity; protein binding. Lineage: Eukaryota; Viridiplantae; Streptophyta; Magnoliopsida; Arecales; Arecaceae. Gene Ontology annotation, biological process: peptidyl-lysine monomethylation. The record is from RefSeq and is a predicted model, not a curated record.
CAUUAUCUUCGUCCAAACAUACUCUCCCUCCAUUACUAUCAAAAUGGUGGCGUCUGCGGCCUCCAAGGUGCUAACGGCGACAGUCGACUUCGUCACCUCGUCGACGUCUUCCCUCACUCACCGCCGCCCGUUGACGUGCUCUGCGCCAGCGACGGCGGUGGCGGCUGCGCGCAUCGUCCCCCACCCGCCGGACCUCGUGCGGUGGGUGCGGAGGGAGGGCGGUCUCGUCCACCCCAAGCUCAAAAUAGCGGACCACCCCUCUCACGGGCUCGGCGUCGUUGCCACCGAGGAGAUCCCCCAGGGGUCGGAGCUCGUCGUCCUCCCGAGCCACCUCCCCCUUCGAUUCCGCCGAGACCCCGAGUCCGAUGGCGGUGGCGAGGGUGCUGAUUCCGUUCUGAACCAAUUGGCUCGCCGAGUGCCUGAGGAACUAUGGGCUAUGAGAUUGGGCUUGAGGCUUCUCCAAGAAAGGGCAACAGUUGGUUCCUUUUGGUGGCCAUAUAUCAGCAAUUUGCCAGAAGCUUUCAGUGUUCCUAUUUUCUUUUCCAGGGAAGACAUAAAGAACCUGCAAUAUGCUCCUCUUCUUCACCAGGUAAAUAAGAGGUGUCGCUUUCUUCUUGAGUUUGAGAAAGAAAUCAAGAUUAUGCUUGAAGAUGUGGCUUUGCAAGAUCAUCCUUUUGGAGGUCAAGAUGUAAAUGCAUCUUCCCUUGGCUGGGCCAUGUCAGCAGUUUCUUCUAGAGCCUUCCGUUUGCAUGGGGAGAGCCUUCCUAACGGCAAAAAUGCUGACAUACCUAUGCUGCUUCCACUCAUAGACAUGUGCAACCACAGCUUUCAGCCAAAUGCUCAAAUUGUUCAGGAACAAGAUAUAAACAGCCCAAAUAUGUCAAUAAAGGUUGUCGCAGAAACACCCAUCGAGCAAGAUACUCCAGUAAUGCUGAACUAUGGUUGUUUAAGCAAUGACCUUUUCCUUCUUGAUUAUGGUUUUGUGAUUCCAUCAAAUCCAUUUGACUAUGUUGAACUAAAGUAUGAUGGAACUCUUCUCGAUGCUGCUAGCAUGGCUGCUGGAGUUUCAUCCCCCAGCUUUUCAUCUCCCAACUAUUGGCAGAAGGAGAUUUUAUCCCAGUUAAAUUUGCAGGGAGUUCAGGCCCUGCCCAAGGUAAGCUUGGGGGGUCCUCAAUUGGUAGAUGGCCGCUUAUUAGCUGCCCUACGAGUACUUCUUUCAAAUGACAAGGAAACAGUACAAGGGCAUGAUUUGAACGCUCUAAUGUCAUUAUCAGAGGAAGCUCCUUUGGGAGUGCCCAUUGAAGUGGCUGCUCUCCGAACUGUUAUUGCCCUAUCUGUCAUUGCACUCGAGCACUUCCCAACAAAGAUAAUGGAGGAUGAAUCCAUUUUGAAAAAAAAGCUUUCCAGUUCAAAAGAACUGGCCAUCCAAUUUAGGAUGCAAAAGAAGUUGAUGAUCAUAGAUGUGAUGCGAAAGCUUACUAAAAGAGUUAAGAUGCUGUCAGAGGAAAAGUCCACUGCCUAAAGUUAGUCUUUUUCGUGACUGGCUUUAUUCAUUUUUUUAAUAUGAAUGCCCCACAUUAUUCAUAUAACUCUUCUUUUUCAGAAAACUACCAUGAAUUAAGCUUUUUAUGUAAUUGUUGCUUCCCAUGUUAACUUGGGCAGUUCUAUCAUUCCAAACAGCAAAUUAUAGACAUGCUUUCAGGAUUGUGUUAUUCUAUGUAUCAGAAAAAAAAUUGUACUAUUCUA